ACCCAAAACAGUUAUCUUCCAUUAAUGAUCUUUACCCACCCACAUGGCCUGGCACAGAGCAGCAAGACCUUGGUUCACACUCCCUCUCCUCAGACACCAUCACUGUCCUUCACCCGCUGUCCUCCAGGUGGGGUCUCCAUGGCAAUGUCCUCAGCCCACCACCCUACUAUCCCUCAUCAGACAAUGGUCCCAACACUCCGCUACUGGCACCUCCACUAGUCAGUACAGGGAACUAAGAGAGCUAGUAAGUUCUGGACAAUAUGAUAGAGCGCUGGAUUUGUGGGAAGAGUCUAAGAUGAGUGGUAGCAUGGACACGGACAGUUACACCAUUGUCAUGGCAAUGUGUGAGAGGUUGGGUAGCUCGGAGGCUGCACUGGCCCUGAGGGAGGACAUGAAGUCACAGGGGCUGGCAAUGGAGGACAGAUGUUGUCUCCACUUAGUGACCACCCUCAUUGCUGAUGACAAGGCUGGGGAGGCUGUGGAGGUCAUGAGGGGGGAGUGGCUGCAGACUGGUACGUGCUUCCUACCAGUAGUAGCUAAACAGUUACUAGAUAACAAGCAUCCUGCACUGGCUCUGGAGGUGUGCUCGCUGACCCCUGACCCCUCCCACCCCCUCCUGUGUGUACAGCUGGAGUGUCUUGGUUCCCUCGGACAAGUGGAGGAAAUGCAACAACUCUUGGAGGAGGUGUCUGUUGGUGUUGAGAGUGAUUCGUUGCAAGUGGCCUUUGUUAAUGGCUUGUCACUGGCUGGCCUCCACCACAGAGCAAUGGAGCAUCUCUCUAGUCUCAAGUGUAUUGCUAGCCCACGGACACUGUGUCUGUUACUAGAGGCCACCAGGAGAGGGGAGGAUGUGGGAUCAGCUGCUGCUCUGUUCCACACACUCUGGGAGCAAACCUUCACUCUUAAGGAUCUCUCUGUCCAGUUCCUCCAGACAUCAGUGUCAGCUGCUGAAGAGGACAGGAGCUCUUACCUGCUCAGAGCUGCCAAUGCUUGUCUCCACCUUCAAGCCCUAGCUCUGAGGGACACUGCAUCAGAACACAGUGAAGCUGAAGAGCAGUUCUUGAGUUAUGAUUUCCCCUCAUUCCUUCAUCAACAAAGUGUGUAUCCCGACCAGCACACAUACGCAACAUUGUUACUGAGGCUGUGUUUUGAUGAGGGGUCUCUAGACACCGCUGAUCGUGCCAUCAAGUCUCUGUUCCAGUGUGGUUCACCUUUGACCUCCGAGGCCUUUGUCGAGUGGGCGGGACACUGCGGCCCAAUCACCCCUCAACAAGCUAACAGGGUGUUGGGUUUAAUUCGUCGUAAUUUCCGUGCCCGCUAUGAUAUUCGACUGACACUGGAGGACUAUGUGCGGCUGUUGGGGGUGGAGCUUGUGUGUGGAGGGGACCCCAAGCAACUCACACACUCAUUCAGCUACAUCAGGACCAUCAAGAAUACAAUGUCCAACCAGGGGCUACUCACAGAGACCAGUCACUGGUACCCUAUCAUCAGUUCCCUAGCAACACUAGGCCCAGUGGGGGGACCCCUGUUCAUUACCUAUGACAUGCGGAGUGGAGCCUAACCUGCACAUGUACAAGAUCAUAGCCAGUGCUGCACAGACCAACAGCACAGCUGCCCACUCGGCAGCAGUGGACUGGUGGAGAAUGCUCAACUCUAGAGUGAAGCCAGAUGUAGAGUUAAUGAACACGCUGAUCCGCUGCUGUGAGGUGUGUGGGGAGUGGGAGAGAGGUUUCCUGUUCCUGGGGCUGUUCGAGCAGUGCCAACUAUCACCUGACAUGGACACCUUUGAUGCCCUCUUUAAGAUCUGUGAUGCUACAAGAGACCAUGAUCGACUGAUUGCUCUGAGCUCACUAGCAGAGACAAUACUACCACAGCAACGAGAUCAUGUGAGAGAUGAAGUCCAGAGAAUACACAACAAUUGGACUCAUAAUGAACAGCAUCAUUCAGAGUCAGAAUAGUAGCUACACAAUGUCGUCAUUAAUAUUAGUGGUUGUGCUUAUUUGUGGGAUUUUUUCUCAUGUUCAACUUGACAGCGUUUUUGAAU
Halichondria panicea is the source of this 2044-nucleotide messenger RNA. RefSeq lists its product as uncharacterized. Gene Ontology annotation, molecular function: protein binding. The record is from RefSeq and is a predicted model, not a curated record. Bases 44 to 1561 code for a protein of 505 amino acids. Lineage: Eukaryota; Metazoa; Porifera; Demospongiae; Suberitida; Halichondriidae. The transcript is spliced from 12 exons.